AUGGGGCCUGCUCCGGGGUACUACCGCCGUCAGCUGGAGGAACAAAAGCUUAUUCGACGGCAGCCACAAAACCUGACUGGCAGGCGAGCGACCACAACGUCCGAUGGAUCUCGGUCAGCCUCCUGGAGGCCCACACUCAUCUCUUGUCGGCCAUGA
Messenger RNA from Ectocarpus siliculosus, 156 nucleotides. Lineage: Eukaryota; Phaeophyceae; Ectocarpales; Ectocarpaceae. The record is from the annotation of a GenBank genome assembly.